UAGGUUAAAGUUUUCACCGAAUAACAGUUUAAAUUUUUAAAUAAUAAUGAAAAAUAUAAAUGUUGCCAUAUGGCAGUUUUGAAACUGCAGUGAUCCAUUUCUUGUUUGUAAUUUUAAUAGAUAGUGGCAUUGAUUAUAUUACUGCAGUUGUUUAUUUGGAAGUGUUUAUAGUAAUAUUAUUGAACUUAUGCAUAAAUGUCACAAUUCUGAUUUAUGUUUCAUGUCUUCAGAAAAGGCCAGAAGAAGAGUGCACUACUCAUUCUAACAAUAUGGAUGAGUCAGGCUUUUAAGAACAUUAAUUAAAGAUAACUGAUAAUGAUUCACUCAAUUUGAGUUUGUAGGAGUUCCAGGUUCCAAAGGAGUUUUAAAUAUCAGUUGAUAAAACAGUUGGAUGGAUGAAUGGAUUGAUAAAGGAAUAUAUGGAUGGAUGGAUGGAUGGAUUGAAGAAGGAAUGGAUGGAUGGAUGGAUUUAUGAAGGAAUUGAUGGAGGGAUGGAGGAAUAGAUGAAUGGAUUGAUUGAAAUAAUUGGGUUUUAUGGUUUUACUUUGAAUUCAGCUCUAAAAUAAAUGUUUAUAAAAUGGAUCAUUUCGAUCCUGGCCUCUGAUUGUCCAGUAUAACUUUCCAGCCAUGCUGAGCAAUACCAAUAUAAAAUCAAAGACGUAAAGUACAUCUAAAGAAAACAUCUGUCAUGAUUUGUAAGUCUUGUAACAACGCUGACCUCAGUGUGGACCUUCAGAAGUAGGGUGACUAAAUAGUUUUUUCCCCUCUACAAUCAGAUGUAGAAUAUUCCCCACCAAACUGAAAAAAGAAGGAACAGGAAAAAUAGAAGGACUUCACAGUGGACUAUUACCCAGCAGUCCAUGCAUAGACUUUAAGGAGGAUGGUGAGGGCUGAGGGUGGUGUUUGGGGCAAGAUUAUAAAGCCCACAGAUUUGCAUUUGAGGGAUGGACCUGAGCCAUAUCUGAAGACCAGAAUAUCUAAGACUUGUAGAUGGAGUCUCGUUGUGGACCAGUUUUUGACUCUUAAGGAACCCAGUUUGCUACAGUAGGAGGCUGACGUGGAUGUAUUCAGUGUACUCUACUCUCUAAAUUUUGAUGGUGCUGGAAUAUUCCCACUGCUCACUGACCUCCUGUAAGGAUUCCUUUGAAGUCUCCAUCUGUAACACAUCCAUUGAUUUGAGGAUCCAGGAAUCAAUUCUGCCAUCAUUUUGGCUUACUUCACUCUAUUCCAAAUCAAUCGUUACGCCCUGAAAACACCUUUAGUUCAAUCCUCAUAACAGAUGCUAUCACUGGGAAUUACAGAAGCAACUAUUUCUUCCUUCAAGUAGGCUUUGGAGAGGAGGCCAAGAGAGUGCUUCAUUUUAAAGUGCAUGAAGGAACGGCCAUACAUGGAGUCCAGGUGUCUGUAGUUCUGAGAUCUCCCUCUGAAAACCUUCUCAGCCUCUUGUGAGAUUGAGAAGCCACUUGAAACUCGGAAAGAAAAAUAAAGGCAAGAGUCUUAAAAAAUUGCAUAAAAAGGAGGGAGAACGCCUACAAAGGAAAGAAUGGACACAGUUGAGAGGAAAUAGUCUCUUGCUAACUUCAGAAAGCCUCAUCACUGACUAAUAAAAAUUUGAAACGGCACAGCGCAGCAACAAAUCAGUAUUCUCCGGCAGAGCCUGCAAGAUAUGGCCAAGAGGGUUAACCCUUUAGAUGGCUGAACUGAUUCUUUGAACAGCCACAAUCUGCAAACAAAUGACUUGAAUUGAUGAAUUUUAAUGGGUUAUUUCAGGAUCAGUUUUGAUAAAUGGAGAUCCUGAGAUUCAAAUGACUUUGACACUUUGACAGCCCCAAAUUUUUGUAGCAGAUAAUGAAAACAUUCGCCUACUUCCAUUUACCUCAGAGGAUUCCUUCCUAGUGUUUUAGAUGUACAGACCAACCGAGAGACUUAACUAGUCUGAGAUCCUCAGCUCGGAUGAUUAGUUUGGAAAGACUUUUUCUGGUCCAGAAAGGUUCAGAAAAUCUUCUCAGGGCUGACUUUGCAUAUUUGUUUCAGUAACGACGUAUAGCCACCAAAUUAAAGAUGGCUGCCGGAGUGGCAACAUGGCUACCGUUUGCCAGGGCGGCGGCUGUUGGCUGGCUUCCUCUGGCCAAGAAGACCAUGCCCAAACCGCCCGUGGACAAAAAGAGCCGCAACGACGAGAUCCUCUUCGUAAACGUGAGCGGGCUCCGUUUCCAGACAUGGAAAAACACGCUGGACCGCUAUCCCGACACUCUGCUGGGCAGUUCGGAAAAGGAGUUUUUCUUCAACGAGGACACUCAGGAGUAUUUCUUCGACAGGGACCCAGAGAUGUUUCGCCACAUUUUGAACUUCUACCGUACGGGUAAGCUUCACUACCCCCGGCAGGAGUGCAUUCAGGCCUUCGACGAGGAGCUGGCGUUUUACGGCAUCGUGCCGGACAUCAUCGGAGACUGCUGCAUGGAAGAGUACAGGGACCGCAAGAAGGAGAACCAGGAGCGUCUGGCUGAGGACACGGAGGCCGAGAUGGCGACAGACACCCCUCUGCCGCCUCACAGCACAUCUCGGGAGCGCUUGUGGCGCGCCUUCGAGAACCCCCACACAAGCACCAUGGCGCUCGUUUUCUACUACGUCACGGGUUUCUUCAUCGCCGUCUCGGUUAUAGCGAACGUAGUGGAAACUGUCCCCUGCCGACCCCUCAAAGGUAGCAAGAAAGACUUGCCGUGCGGUGAGAAGUACUCGCUGGCGUUUUUCUGCAUGGACACGGCCUGCGUGCUCAUCUUCACGUUCGAGUACCUCAUGAGGCUUUUCGCCGCGCCCAGCCGCUGCAAGUUCAUGCGCUCGGUCAUGAGCGUAAUCGAUGUCGUCGCCAUCAUGCCCUACUACAUCGGCCUGGUCAUGCCUGAGAACGAGGACGUGAGUGGCGCGUUUGUCACAUUGAGGGUGUUCCGCGUCUUCCGGAUCUUCAAGUUCUCACGUCACUCUCAGGGCCUGCGGAUCCUGGGUUAUACUCUGAAGAGCUGUGCUUCUGAGCUGGGCUUCCUCCUGUUUUCCCUUACCAUGGCCAUCAUCAUAUUUGCAACCGUCAUGUUCUACGCCGAGAAAGGCACCAAGGGGACCAACUUCACCAGCAUCCCAGCCUCCUUCUGGUACACCAUAGUCACCAUGACAACACUUGGGUAUGGAGACAUGGUUCCAAACACCAUCGCAGGAAAGAUCUUCGGCUCUAUCUGCUCUCUCAGUGGCGUGCUGGUUAUCGCCCUUCCUGUACCCGUCAUUGUGUCUAACUUCAGCCGAAUCUACCAUCAGAACCAGAGAGCUGACAAGAUGAGAGCCCAGCAGAAAGUCCGACUUGCCAGGAUUCGCUUGGCCAAGAAGGGAACCACCAACGCCUUCCUACAGUACAAAGAAGAAGGAGGAUUUCAGUUUCGAGAGAGUGACAGUGCUCUGUGUCUGAAGAACAGAUCUUCUUUUGAGCACCAACAUCAUCACCUGCUACAUUGUCUGGAAAAGACAACCAAUCAUGAGUUCACAGAUGAGCUGACGUUUAGUGAGAUGUGUAUGACUGAGUCGGUAGGCUAUCGUACAAGCCGCAGCACUUCCAUCUCUAGCCAGCAGGGGGUGACGACGUCCUGCUGCCCCCGCAGAGCUAAGAGAAGAGCCAUCCGCCUCGCCAACUCCACCGUAUCCGUCAGCCGGGGCAGCGUACAGGAGCUGGACACUCUGCAAGUGCACAAAACCUCUGCUGGACCACAAAGCAGCCGCUCCAGUCUCAACGCCCGGACAGAAGACCUGAAGCUAAACUGUGAGGAUAGAGAUUUCACAGCGGCUAUAAUCAGUAUACCCACCCCUCCCGCCAACACUCCUGACGAGAGUCUGCCGCCCUCUCCUGCCAUUCCCGGAAUCUUACGCAACUCUCGCUCUUCCUUCACCCAUGAGACAGUGAAGAUCUCCUCCUUAUAACCGCCACAAGCACACAAGCAUCCCUCUAUUGCACAACAGAAAGGAAGCGAUGGGGGCUUCUCCCAGGAAAGAGCGCAACGCCACAGAAAAGACAAAGUGCAUCUCGUAACGAAUCUGCUUCAUUCCAAAUCGACAAUUCGACGCGGACUCGCAUGAGCUGACGUGUUUUUUUGUUCGUACGCGCUUGGAGGAGACUGAAAAGACAAACUCAAUCAGACGCAUUUUACAAUGAUAAAUCAGCAGUUAUAGUGGCACAGAAGGCCUUUUACUUUUAAAGAUAUGCAAUGUUUCAACAAGCAGGAAUUAUGCCUAUACAUCCACUGCGUAAUACAGUUGCAGGAGAGAUUACAAAAGGUGGGAAUGAACGUGAAGUAGGAAAAAUGCUAUGACAAAAAAGAUGGAGGUGGUGUACUGUAUAUGUAUCAAUAUUUGUAUCAUACCUCUUUAGAUCACAUGCAUCUUCAAAACCCCACAAAAAAAAGAAGAGAUUUCUGAGCAAUCCUACCCAAACAUGCAUGUUGUUGUAUAGUAGAUACCAUGGCAGAGAAUGGAGCCGCCAACAUGCUACUCUCACAUACUUUUGCAUGAAACUUCUUUUACCUCUAUUUCGUUUGUCCUGUUUUCUUUUUUGACAUUGAUUAAAAAAAGAUAUUUACAGAGUAUUAAUGAUCAAACGUGCUGCACCAGAUGUGCACAUUAGAAAAAAAAAGAAUGAUAAACAAAAAACAAAACAACAAAAAAACAUUCAGGCAUGUUCUUUGCAAAAAUCUAAGGCUGGAUAGUGCGUGCGUGAGUGUGUGCGUGCGUGCGUGAGUGUGUGAGGGCCGAUUGGGAAGGACUUGUGUUAUUUGAUCACAGAUAUGCAUGGAUACCGUUGUAGGUAUUUUUAAUGUGUUUUCUCCCAUGGGAAAAUGAAGCGUUUCUAUAGCAUUUUAAAGCGGAUCGAGGGCGUUUACCACUGUCAUUAAGUUUUACAGCAGUAAUUAGAGUCACUUCAACUUAUUUUUCAUUUGGCUUGGUAAUUAAGUGUAACCUUUAAACCCUAGCUAGCUAUUUUUAUACAGUAGUUCAUGCAUCGAACACGGAUAUGUCCAGUGAGCCAUUUCUCUGAUUUGUUUUGAUGCUCUGUUAAUGUUUAUUUAAAAUUCCUAAGCAGCAAUGAGACAGGCAAUAAUAGUGUAAUUAUUUUUUACUACAACUGAAAUGAAAGAUACGAUUAUCUAUGGAAAUGAGUGCAAAACGGGAGGAAUGCAAAUUUGCACUUGACUGUGAUGAAAAAUAUAUUUGUUACUCUGUUUACAAGCAUUGUUAUUUUUAUGUUCGUUUUGGUUCUGUCUUUUUUUCUCCCCUCUCUCUCUCUCUCUCUCUCUCUCUCUCUCUCUCUCUCUCUCUCUCUCUCUCCCCAGCUUCAUAAAACGGUGUGAAGUGGUAAAUUUAGUAAUUGGUCAGGCACCUGCUCAUUUUCGGCAGGGGGUUUUGGAUGAAACGGCUCCUGGUAGACGACUAAAGAGUUAGAUAUCAAAAGCACAGAGGUGUAAAGUCUAUUCCACAAAUAAAGUGAACAGAACUCAGAAAACA
Molecule: messenger RNA, 5538 nt
Organism: Megalobrama amblycephala (Wuchang bream)
Lineage: Eukaryota; Metazoa; Chordata; Actinopteri; Cypriniformes; Xenocyprididae
Gene: kcnd1
Product: potassium voltage-gated channel, Shal-related subfamily, member 1
Exons: 11
Coding region: 2062-3960 (632 amino acids)
Biological process (GO): potassium ion transmembrane transport; protein homooligomerization
Cellular component (GO): voltage-gated potassium channel complex; membrane
Molecular function (GO): A-type (transient outward) potassium channel activity; protein binding
Source: RefSeq, a predicted model, not a curated record